Molecule: messenger RNA, 2004 nt
Organism: Eurytemora carolleeae
Lineage: Eukaryota; Metazoa; Arthropoda; Copepoda; Calanoida; Temoridae
Exons: 10
Coding region: 1061-1678 (205 amino acids)
Source: RefSeq, a predicted model, not a curated record
AACUUUGUCAGAGCAUCAUCCAGUCUGGACCUCCUAGAACUUCGUCAGAGCAACAUCCAGUCUGGACCUUCUAGAACUCCAUCAGAGCAACGUCCAGUCUGGACCUCCUAGAACUUUGUCAGAGCAACAUCCAGUCUGGACCUCCUAAAACUUUGUCAGAGCAACAUCCAGUCCGAACAUCCUAGAACUUUGUCAGAGCAACAUUCAGUCUGGACCUCCUAGAACUCCAUCAGAGCAUCAUCUAGUCUGGACCUCCUAGAACUUUGUCAGAGCAACGUCCAGUCUGGACCUUCUAGAACUCCAUCAGAGCAAUGUCCAGUCUGGACCUCCUAGAACUCCAUCAGAGCAACGUCCAGUCUGGACCUCCUAGAACUUUGUCAGAGCAACAUCCAGUCUAGACCUCCUAGAACUUUGUCAGAGCAAUAUCCAGUCCGAACAUCCUAGAACUUUGUCAGAGCAACAUUCAGUCUGGACCUCCUAGAACUCCAUCAGAGCAACGUCCAGUCUGGACCUCCUAGAACUUUGUCAGAGCAACAUCCAGUCCGAACCUCCUAGAACUUUAUCAGAGCAACUUUCAGUCUGGACCUCCUAGAACUCCAUCAGUGCAACGUCCAGUCAGGACUUUCUUUAACAUUUAUAGGCUCCAACUCUGCCCAGUCCAGAUCCUUCUAAGAUCAAUCCUGAUCCCCAUUCUCACUAGUCAAAUUAAAAAUGAGUUAUUAAUUUUGAUCAAUAAAAUAUACAAAAACUUCACCAUUUUUUUAUGAUAUAUAAUAGCGCAGGCUCCGAUUGCUCAGUGCAGUGGGUAUUAAACCAGAUUAGUUUUAGACAUAUUAGCUCUCUGUUAUUACUAUUUCUUGACUUAGUACCCCAGCUGUGAGUUAGGGAAGAAGCUAGGUUAUUGAGCAAGGGGUUCAGGGCUGCUUGGUCUUCCCUCCCUCCUAUGUGUAGACACCUUUUUCAAAGUCCACUGCAAAUAGUGCAGAGAGCUUUCUGAGCAGAGUUCUGCCCUCUUAGGCUGUAGGAAUGUAACUUGUCUGGAUAAAAAGUAAAAUAAUAGAUGCUGUGCACCAUGGACUCAUUCUGUAAAGCCUUCAAUCAUGGAAAUGAGAAGUGUGAACUGUGUCCUGAUGAAUUAUCAAAUGGAUAUAAGGAUAUACGACUUAACACUGAUGGAAUGUUCUUCUACACAGCAAGCAAAGAGGAGGAUAUUAAAAUAGCGUUGACUAACAUCUGCCCUGACACUCAUCCUUUCCCAUUUGCUGGUGGUCUUAAAUGCUGCGAGAGGAAUUUGGCAAAUCCUGCAAACAUUACCUCUGGGUCAUGUGGAUAUCUAACUCCAGCUUCAACAACAUGCUUGGGAUCAGAGUUGGUUUGUCCUGGAUUUAAGUGUUCUAGAAACCAAGCUUAUAAUGAUCUAACAGCUCUACAGAUUUUAUCUGCUGAUUUGGGCGGUGGGAAUAGUCUGCAAGAAAGACGUGGUACAGCAUCAGCCACUGUUUGCCAGGAGUACUGUGAUUCCCACACCCUGUGCACUGGUUGGGUUUGGACAUGGCCAACUUACUAUGGAUAUGCAAAUGUAUGUAUAUUAGGAGGAGGAAACUCAAAUUACUUCAAGUACAGACCAGGUGCAAAAUUGACAGCUGGGUUCAAAUCCAGCAUCAUUGUCUGGAACUAGAUUAUCUGCUGCUGAAUCCAGUAUGAUUAUCUAAAACUAGAUUAUCAGCUGCUGAUGAAUCCAGCAUCAUUGUCUGGAACUAGAUUAUCUGCUGCUGAAUCCAGCAUCAUUGUCUGGAACUAGAUUAUCUGCUGCUGAAUCCAGCAUCAUUGUCUGGAACUAGAUUAUCAGCUGCUGAACCCAGCAUCAUUGUCUAGAACUAGAUUAUCAGCUGCUGCUGAAUCCAGCAUCAUUGUCUAGAACUAGUUUAUCAGCUGCUGCUGAAUCCAGCAUCAUUGUCUAGAACUAGAUUAUCAGUAAGAGAUAUUUAAUAUUAUUAUAUAAAA